Messenger RNA from Thalassophryne amazonica, 2977 nucleotides. RefSeq lists its product as uncharacterized. NCBI's taxonomy places the organism in Eukaryota, Metazoa, Chordata, Actinopteri, Batrachoidiformes, Batrachoididae. Gene Ontology annotation, molecular function: protein binding. The record is from RefSeq and is a predicted model, not a curated record. The transcript has 8 exons. The coding region runs from base 93 to 2876 and encodes 927 amino acids.
ACCCCAUUUUACCAAGAGAACCCCCUGAGGAUGGUGUGCACAUGCGCGGUGUGCAUCCUGCCGGAGUGUGAGAAGAGGUGAAGGGAGCCCUAAUGGCGGAGAAUGUACGGUCGCCUUUUGACUACCGGGAGCCACCGACCCUCGACAGCGACGGAGACGGAGGCAAACCACCACCGUCCCGCGGGCGUGUGUGUGGGAGAAAAAGAAAGGGGACACCUGUGAAGGUCUGCGAUCGAGCAUAUGUAACAGAAGAUGAAGAGGAGGAGAGCAUGUCUGAGCACAGCUACAGCCCCGGUGAUGGCCAGUACCAAGAAGCUCGGGAAGAUCGUCUCCCUCCACCUGGCAGUCCGUACUACCUUCCUGAUCCCACUCAGCUCUGUGUACCUGAGCUGGGGGAGGAGGGUGCAAGCGGAGUACGGGGACCUGUGCUCUUCCACCCACCGCCUAAUUGUCGGAUCCGAGAGGUCCACUGUGGGACGCAGGUGCGAUUGGUCGUUAUAGCGAUCCGAGACAUUGCCAAAGGAGAGGAGAUUACUGUGGACUACAGCCUGACAGACUGGGGAGAGAAUGCGUUGGAGGAAGAGGCCGGCCCCCACCCACUGUCCCUCUCAGUUUCUGAUUACCUUACCCCCUCAUGGUCGUUAUCGCCCUCGUCCUCCCCACUCACCCACUCUGAGCCCAGUGACUCAGACCACGAGGAGGAAGAGGAGGAGGAAGAUGAUGACGAUGAAGACGAUGAUGAAGAAGAGGAAAUUGAGGAGCUAAGGGGCAGAAUGCUGCGCCGUCGCAAGAAGCGCAAGAUGGCUACAGUCGUCAAUUCAAAGAAGAAUACGGCAAACUCUUCAAGAGGGCACGGGCGCCCUUGCUCAUCGUUUACCAGUCCAGGACCUGGUACAGCCUCUGGCAGAAACCAGCCCCAGGCUCCCGUCAGUGUCCUCGCACCCCCAACAACCAACAUCAACAAUAACAUCAACAUAAACAUUGGCAGUUCUGGCAGGGCCAUGAUGAGUCAGCGACAUCACUGCCCCUACUGCGGUCGCCACUAUCGGUCACUGGCACGCCACCUGGAGAAGCAUCAUGCCAACCAGCCGGAGGUCCGAACAGCCAUGGAGCUGGCGCACCACCACUCUCACAACUCUUUAAACGGCAGCACCUCACACCCGCACCCCUCAUCGCCCUCCAUCUCUGCCAUUCACACUCACUCUUUCGCUGUCCCUCCUUCCUCUGCGUCUAACCCGAUGCCACCCCCUCUCUUCUCAAGAGAGAGAGAAUUGCCUUCUAACCGCACAAGCACAGGCAGUGUGCCAUUCUCGCUCUCUCUUUCGCCGGCUCCUUCAGCGACCUUGAAGAAGGCGCCUAGCUUAUCAUCGCCAAGUUCUAAAUGUGCCCCUGCUCCAAUGGUGCCACAAGUAAAAAGUCCGUCGCCGCCUCCAUUGUCCAGUCCCAGAAGGGGUCGGAGGAUGAAAAGAGAAAAACAGGAAGAGCCACAGGAGGUGGAGCCCUCCAUAAAUCAAGAAGAGUUAGUUCCCCCUCCUACUCCUGAGCCGAAUAUCGAUCCUGAUGAAGAGCUAGAGCUUAGUGGAGAAGGGGAGGAUGAUGCAGCAGAGGAGAAAAACGGAGAGAUUACAAGCUCACACAGACAUCACAUGCCUCCGUUUCUCUCCUCCCUCUCCUGUUUGGUACUCUACCUCCGCCACCAGCAGCACUCUUCUUUCAUUUUGCUGACUCAUUCUCCGCCUUCGGCUGAGGCUUGGCGCCUCCUUUGCCAUGCCAGCCUCUCACUGCUCAUCCUCUACAACCGCCACCGUGAAUGCGAGGUGGCCAAACUCACUAUUCAGGACUACAACAACCGUGUCAAACCCCAGGACUACUCUAAAACCACCUCUCCCUCUGGUAUGGAGGUGCUUCUGUCCCCGUUUGAACGGCAGGUUCUCUGUCACCUGCCGCGGGUUGGUGUUUUGGGGAAGCGUGGCCGUGUCCAGCCGCUUAUUCUUCCACCACACUGCGAGUCCUGCCUGGACUUACUUCUUCAAACCAGCUCCAACGUGGGUGUGGACCCAGAUAGUCCCUACGUCUUCUCUCGACCCUACCACUCUCCUGCUACCCCACUCCGCGGUACAGACCUUCUGAGAAAUCUGGCACGGGCCAGCGGGGCCAAGAAUUCUGGAGUGUUGACAGCAACACGGGUGCGGCGACAAGUAGCCAUCCUGACCCAACUGCUACUACUAGAGGAGGGUGAAGGCCAGCAGGACAGCGCCACCAAACGUCUUGAGGAGUUUCUAGAGCAAGAGUACCAUGUAAUGCAGGACUGCUCAGCUGUGGUGCAAGAUCCAGCACUGAUGAGUCGUGUGGGUCGUGUUGUACUCUACGGAGAAAAGCAAGGCGUACUUUUCCGUGGAAUGAGCCUGCAGCACAUAUGCCUUGAACUGGAUGUUAUGUCUGGCAACUCAGCCGAAUCCUUUUCAGAGGAGUCUGAGGUAGAGGAAGACAAGAAGGAUGUUAAGGAGAAAGCCACUGAUGCGACAAAGAAGAAAGGCCCAGGUCGACCCCCAAGAAAAAAGAAAGAACCAGUUCCUGCACUGGUCAGCCUUUCAGUUGCCAGUGGACACAAAAGAUGUAUUCAGCCCAAAUCAGGGAAGCGCGGUGUGCUGAAGCGUCCUUGGUCGGAGGCGGAGCGUGUCGCCGUGGAGACACACCUCAAGAAAAACCUUGUGGAGCUGCGUGUCCCGGCUAAAGCAGACUGUGAGCGCUGCUUAGAACUCUGUCCUCUGCUGGUGAGUAACCAGCGAGACUGGCGAGCCAUCAAGUUUUAUGUCCACAACCGCAUCCAGCUACUGAAGAAGCAGGGAAGGAGAGAAAGUGCAAACUCAGUCUGAGUAGACUUUAAAAACAAAAAAAAAAAAAAAAGAAAAAUGUGUGGAAGAGGCCACAAAACAAAUUGUACAAACAACCAGCAAACAACUUUUACUUUCUACAA